GCGAGUUGCAAGGUGCAUUCGACCAUGAUGACACGGACGAGGACGACGCAUAUCCAACCAUUCGCAACAUUGGCACGGUUAGGCUCUCUCCGUUUUCUUACGAAACGUUUUAAUGUGACCAAGGCUCGAGCGCUUUCGUCCAAAUCGAAACCAAUCAGUGAUUCCAUUUUCCCACAUUCCAACACUAGCCUUGGGCUAGAAGCGAGGUUCGUCACUCCGCAUCUGGCCUCCAUCACACAGCUUCCAGAAGUAAGCACCGCUUUGGAAAACACGGCAUCCUGUUACGCUGCGAUAGACCCUUUAAAGCGAGCCGUUGAUAUUUUUGGCACCCUACAAUCGGGUGGAAACGAACAUCGAGCAAUCCUGGCGCUGUUGGCGGAAUGUCAACAACGUUCUGGGAACUACGACGCAGCAGGCCAUACACUGAUUGAGCUAGAGCAGUUUGUGGCAAACUCUCACAAUUUCUUAAAUUUCGAUGUGGCUUUAGCGCGUGCCAAAACGCUAUGGCUCAACGGACAAUUCGAUCAAGCCAAAUUGAUCUGUGAUGAGUUGUUGGAGCAACCAGCGAUGGAAGCCUUGCCUUUGCACUACGCUUCAGCCAGAACGGGUCAAGCCUUGGCAAGGCUACUUUCCUUGGAGACGUUGGAUGACGCAUUCUCAGUUCGCGAUCCGUCCCGCAUGGCCGUCAAAACUCUGGAACAGUAUCGCCCUGCUUUCUUACCUUUAGCAGCAGCCGAAUUAAAUGUGGGUACGACAGAAGCCGUAUACGCUCAAUUUGUGGGAAAUGCCCAUGAUGUAGAAGUCCCUCUGGAUAACGCCAUGCGAGCCUGGAAAAGAGGGUUGACGAUUUUGAAGCGUCAAUCCAAAGACAAAGUUUCGGUGCCAUACUUGGAAGCCUAUCUAAACGGCAAUAUGGCCUGGGGGUUGCUACAAAUGCCGCGACUUCCGAACAAUGUUGAACAGGCUUCAGAGUAUGCAGCCAAUGCCCUAAAAAUUCACGACAAAAUGUUGGGAGAAAUAAAUCGGGAGGGGUUCGCACGCACAUUGAAUCUUGUAGCCACCUGCUAUCACCGAACGAAUCAAGCCGUGACCUCCGAAGGAUUGUUUCAAACUGCCGUGGAUCAAAAAAAGAAUGUCUCGUUCACUGUCAGUACGCAACAAAAAAUUGAGCUUCGAGAUGUCUUCCGUAGUUAUGCAGCACUCUGUCGACAGUGGGAGAAACGUGAAAACGAUGCAGAGAGAUUGGAACGGCAAUCAAACGACAUUGAAAACUCGUUGCCUAAUGGUUGGAAAGGGAAAUCUAGCAUUCAUAGUUCCCUUUGGUUUUGGACGCCAUCCUUGUCAAAUGGUUGAGCUUGUCGGCAUUCUCGCCCUACUCGUGAAUGUAUACCAAUGACAAUGAAUUGAGAGGAUGUCUCGCAGGCGGCAAAGAAACAUAUCUGUAGCCACAAGAUAUGCAAGUGGUGGAGUUUUCAUUUCGCUGGUAGUUCAAAGCUCUCGGCCGACCAUUGUAAACACCUU
Molecule: messenger RNA, 1521 nt
Organism: Phaeodactylum tricornutum CCAP 1055/1
Lineage: Eukaryota; Bacillariophyta; Bacillariophyceae; Surirellales; Neidiaceae
Exons: 1
Coding region: 25-1353 (442 amino acids)
Molecular function (GO): protein binding
Source: RefSeq, a predicted model, not a curated record